Messenger RNA from Perca fluviatilis (European perch), 1945 nucleotides. Its product is annotated as P2Y purinoceptor 1-like. Gene Ontology annotation, biological process: G protein-coupled receptor signaling pathway. Lineage: Eukaryota; Metazoa; Chordata; Actinopteri; Perciformes; Percidae. Bases 209 to 1210 code for a protein of 333 amino acids. Gene Ontology annotation, molecular function: neuropeptide receptor activity. The record is from RefSeq and is a predicted model, not a curated record. Gene Ontology annotation, cellular component: membrane. The transcript has a single exon.
UUUCAGUUUAGUUUUAAAAGCUGUUUUGCUAGUAAAACCUUGCACAUGAGGAGAUGUUGCACAUCUUUCAUUGUGAUUCUAAUAUGCGGUUGAGACCACAGGGCUUGAAAGCGGAAGUCUUUCUUGAACAAAUAGUAGUUCACAUUGUCUUUCACAUCUCAUAAGCCAGAUCAUCCACAGAGGUACUAAUUUCUUUUCAGAAGACAGAAUGAAUAACUCCUCCUGUACUCGCAUCAGCUUUGACUUUGAACACAGAUUCCUGCCUCCUGUCUUCAUCUUAGUCUUCAUCAUUGGUCUGCUAGCUAAUGGAUGGGGAUUGAAGUCUUUGCUGCAGAAUUGGAAGAAACUGGGUAUCGUUAAAGUGUUUGUUCUCAAUCUUGGACUUGCUGAUAUUCUGUACCUGCUCACACUCCCCUUUUUGGUGGUGUACUACUUUAUGGAGAGCAAGUGGAUCUUUGGAGUCGCAUUCUGCAAGAUAACACGAUUCUGCUUCAACCUGAAUUUAUAUGGCAGCAUCGGGUUCCUUACAUGUAUAAGUGUGUACAGGUACCUGGCUAUUGUCCAUCUAGUGAAAGUGAUGGGAAGAUUAACUCUGACUCACUCUGUGGGGAUCUCAGUCAUGGUUUGGUUCUUGGUGAGCAUUCAAAGUCUUCCGGACAUGUUCUACAGCAAAACAUUUGUAAACAAGCCUGGGAAAUGUUAUGAUACUACCCAUAAGAGAUAUGUGGAUGAUUACAUUAAAUACAGCCUUGGAUGGACACUCACUGGGUUUUGUAUCCCAUUGCUCAUCACACUGGGCUGCUAUGGACAUGUGAUUGUCGUUCUCUGCCGCACAAAUGCCACUCACAAGGUACUGAAACAGAGAAGCUUGAAGUUGUUGUUCAUCGUGAUUCUUCUCUUCUCUGUUUGUUACAUCCCCUAUCAUGUACUGAAGAACCUCAACCUCUGGUCAAGAGUUCUGCAAAAUCAGAAGAUAUGCCGUGAAUGGUCUAAUGGAGUCUACAUUGCUCAUCAGAUAAGUCGUGGCCUCGUGUGUCUGAACAGUGCUCUCAACCCUCUGGUUUACCUCCAUGGAAAUGAAGAUAUUCCUGCUCAGCUCAGACAGCUGCUCCAGCAAGCUCGUCUGAUAUCCAGCCGGUUGUUUCGGUCAAACUCCAGCUCUGUGCCUGUGGCUGAAACUGCAGAUGAAGUUCAACAAGAGUUAACAUGAACUGUUAUAGUAAUAAAUAUAUAAUCACAACUAGUAGUGUGAAUUGAUUACAAUGUAAAUUAAAUCUUCAGUCUUUUUCUUAUGAGUUGCUUUCUUUGCCUAAAACAUAGUUUUGCUGUGAUCUUUAGAUGUCAUGAUGUGAUAACCAUAUGCUAAGUCAUCCAAAUAAAGGAAGUUAAGAUAAACCACAGCUCUUGAUGUGUCAUUGUUUUCUUUCAAAACCGACUUAACUAACUAACUAACUUUCUGACUGAUUCUUCAACAUUAUUCUCAAGAAUCUGCUGCUAUUGAGUGAUAUCCAUGUGACCCUCAACUUUAACAAGAUUCCCAGUACCGGCAAUGGCCACACAGUCCCACAGCAUGAUGGAACCUCCACCAAAUUUUCUCACCGUCCUUCGCCUUUGCCUCUCCAAUAUUUUACUUGGCCUGCCACUUCUGGCCUUAACAAGAACUGUACCUUUGGUCUUCCAUUUCCUCACUAUGUUCCUCACAGUGGACACUGACAGCUUACAUCUCUGCGAUAGCUUUUCGUAGCCUUCCCCUAAACCAUAAUGUUGAACAAUCUUUGUUUUCCAGUCAUUUGAGAGUUGUUUUGAGGCCACACUCCCACCAUCCACCUUAAUGCUUAAUGAGCUCACCAAACCAAUUGUGUGUUCCAAUUAAUCAGUGCUAGGUAGUUACAGGUAUUCAAAUCAACAAAAUGACAAGGGUGCCCAAAUUUUUGCAUAGCCUAUU